This is a messenger RNA of Pyrus x bretschneideri (Chinese white pear), 903 nucleotides long. Its product is annotated as peptide methionine sulfoxide reductase B5. Gene Ontology annotation, molecular function: peptide-methionine (R)-S-oxide reductase activity. The record is from RefSeq and is a predicted model, not a curated record. The coding region runs from base 16 to 747 and encodes 243 amino acids. Lineage: Eukaryota; Viridiplantae; Streptophyta; Magnoliopsida; Rosales; Rosaceae. The transcript is spliced from 3 exons. Gene Ontology annotation, biological process: response to oxidative stress; protein repair.
CAACAAAAAAGAAAAAUGAUAAAAGAUGUCUCCCAAAAAGGCAGGGUGCAUAUUCUAUUGCAGUUGAACGAGUCCUAUCUUGAAAUGGGCUUGCACAUUCUGAGGUCAUCUUCCCCUUCUUCCUCCAAGACCAUAAUCUUCAACCCCACCACCAUCACACCCACUCUCUCCAACCUCCUCCGCCCUCCAAGCCCUAAACCGGCUUCUGUCUUCCUAACCCAUUUCACAACUUUACCUCCAAAACCCAUCGCAAGCGUUCUACCCGCUGCUGGGUUUGCUGGGUCUUUGCACCGCAGCAAGCGGAGCUUUCGUGGCGGGGUAGUUUUAGCCAUGGCUGCACCUGGGUCGGCUCAGAAGUCUGAGGAAGAGUGGCGGACCGUGCUCUCUCCCGAGCAGUUUCGGAUUCUGAGGCAGAAAGGCACAGAGUAUCCGGGCACAGGAGAAUAUGACAAGUUCUUUGAGGAGGGAAUCUAUAACUGUGCAGGAUGCGGGACUCCUCUCUACAGAUCCACAACCAAAUUUAAUUCUGGUUGUGGCUGGCCAGCUUUUUACGAGGGUCUUCCUGGGGCCAUAAAUUUUAACCCAGACCCAGAUGGAAUGAGGACUGAAAUUACAUGUGCGGCUUGUGGUGGACACCUGGGUCAUGUAUUCAAAGGAGAAGGUUUUCGAACACCCACAGAUGAACGCCAUUGCGUUAAUAGUAUUUCACUCAAAUUUGCACCUCCCACUUCUAAUCCAUCUCAGUGAAGCGUUUGUUCCUCCCAGUUCUAAUUCAUCUCAGUGAAUCCCUUUGCAUAUUACAUAUCAAUAUCGUAAGUUACUAUCAAUAAAGUGGUUGUCAUGUAAGGAAUAAGGAUUGAUGGUAAAACCUUUUGUGCUAAUGCUAUCGUUCUUCUUUUUGUA